Messenger RNA from Manihot esculenta (cassava), 1076 nucleotides. RefSeq lists its product as uncharacterized. Lineage: Eukaryota; Viridiplantae; Streptophyta; Magnoliopsida; Malpighiales; Euphorbiaceae. Bases 93 to 962 code for a protein of 289 amino acids. The transcript is spliced from 3 exons. Gene Ontology annotation, molecular function: nitrite reductase [NAD(P)H] activity; 2 iron, 2 sulfur cluster binding. The record is from RefSeq and is a predicted model, not a curated record.
CUUUUCCUCUAAUUAUCCACUUUGUGUGGCCAUGCAGACUCUUCACUCUCUCCUCCCUUUUCCCUAUCGUUCUCUUUCCUCCCCUUCCUUCCAUGGCUGCCACUCCCUCCCAUCUCACCUCAUCCUUGGCCCAAAAUUACUCUUUUAACCCUUCAAGUAUCCCCAUUUCUCACCGCUACCCGCUGCACCGUUCCAACUACCGCCCAGCCCCCGCAUUGCCCACAAAAUAUCGGCUUGUCUCUCUAUGGACUCCCAAGCCUCGACCCAAAAUUUCGUGUGAGGCGACGGAAGUAUCGGUGAGUGAGCAGUCUCCUACUGCGGGUGGAGGCGGAGGGAACUGGAUUCCGGUGGUUCCCUUGGCGGCGCUGCCAAAAGGAGAAAGGCGUGUGAUAAUUCAAGAUGGGGAUACGAUACUGUUGCUGUGGUAUAAGGAUGAGGUUUUCGCUAUUGAGAAUAGGUCACCUGCUGAGGGAGCUUAUAGUGAAGGACUCAUCAAUGCCAAGCUUACUCAGGAUGGUUGUAUAGUUUGUCCAACAACGGAUAGCACAUUUGAUCUUCGGACUGGAGCCAUUAAAGAUUGGUAUCCAAAAAAUCCAGUGCUGAGAGUUCUCACGCCUGCUUUGAGGACACUCUAUGUUUAUCCUGUAAAAACCGAUGAAGACAAUAUUUAUAUCAAUAUGAGAGGAGGUGUAAAAUCAGAUGCAUCUGCAGAAAUAGUUUUCAGUGGGAAGGCUCAACCUGGUAUGACUGCAAGUGAUGUCAAUGUCGAUGAGGUGAGAAUGGUAGUUGACGAGGAACAAGAGGGGUUUGGCUUCAGUGGGAAGAAUGAAUUGAUAAAUGGGAAGGCAGCUGUAAUUGGCUUCUUGUUGUUGUUAGAUUUUGAACUCUUAACUGGUAAAGGUCUCCUCAAGGGCACAGGUUUCUUGGAUUUUAUUUAUGCUGCAACUAAUGCUUUCAAGUAGAGAUUGCAUUUAUUCUUUCAAGAGUAAAGUAUCUUGGUUUCAUAUCAAGGUAAUUUUUCUAUUUAGCCACGAUACUUUUGGAAAUUUGGAAAUAUACAUAUAUUUUCUUUUGAU